This is a messenger RNA of Silurus meridionalis, 1645 nucleotides long. Its product is annotated as suppressor of cytokine signaling 2-like. Lineage: Eukaryota; Metazoa; Chordata; Actinopteri; Siluriformes; Siluridae. The record is from RefSeq and is a predicted model, not a curated record. Gene Ontology annotation, cellular component: phosphatidylinositol 3-kinase complex. The transcript has 3 exons. Bases 485 to 1219 code for a protein of 244 amino acids. Gene Ontology annotation, biological process: intracellular signal transduction; phosphatidylinositol phosphate biosynthetic process. Gene Ontology annotation, molecular function: 1-phosphatidylinositol-3-kinase regulator activity.
UGGGAAUGUUCCUGGAAAGCAGUGCGCUGCUUCAGUACGGAGGAAAGAGUGUACAAAAACACACACACACACACACACACACACACGCUCACACACACACAUACACAGGAUCCUGCCGUGGACACACACCAGAAGACAUUCGGUCAUGAUCCUCUGAUUCAUUUCAAAAUGCUUUUUCAAUCCCAACAUACACACGCACACGUAUAAAGUGGAGAGGACUUCGGUUCAGGGCUGGUCAACACGAGGUCUCCAUGAAGCCUGGACUCAGGAGCUUUCUGCUUUAGGAAACAGCAAAAUACACCGAUUGUUCCUGAAUUUGUUUUCCAGGUUUUUUUUUUUUUUUUGGUGAGAGCAGCAUUAUUCCUAAAAACAAACCAUUCUGGAACCUGGAGAUGAAUAAAGAACAGGAACAGGGUGUUUGUAGGAUCUGCUGAAGUUGACGCAGUGCUUCAUUGAAUCUGUAACUGCAUGGAAAAGAUUUUGGAUGGGGCACACACAGUGCGUCUCCAAGUCAGCGAAGAACGAAGCGUUCGUGGCCCCGAGUGGAAACUGCAGGCUCGAUGAGCACCGUGCCGAGCAGCCCUGGAAUCCUGAGAUCGACCCGGACCUCAAUCCUGAAAAACUUGAUCGUGGAAUACGAGUAAAGGAGCGCAGGCUGGAGCCGAACCGAGUGGAUUCAUCCGAGGAAGCCCAGAGAUUACAGAAUGCUAUGACGCACCUUCACGAGUCGGGCUGGUACUGGGGCUCGAUAACGGCAGCCGAGGCUAAGCAGCUUCUGAACGAGGCUCUGUUUGGAUCCUUCCUCAUAAGAGACAGCUCGAACCCGGGGUACCUCCUCACACUAUCGGUGAAAACCGAGCUCGGGCCUACGCACCUGCGUAUCGAGUACUCAAACGGUCACUUCGGCUUCGACUCGGUAGUGAUGGCUCGGCCUCAUCUCCGCCAGUUUAAGGGAGCGGUGGACUUGGUGCAGUAUUACACUCUGGCUUAUCGCAGGCAGGUGGCACACCGAGAGCUCGGUUCGGACCCCGAUACCCCUCCGACCGGCACGACGGAAAACACACUGCAGCUGAAACUCGCCAAUCCGCUGCGCAAGGAGGCACCCAGUUUACAGCACCUGUGUCGUGUCCUUAUAAACCAGCACUCUCACGACCACAGAGAUCUACCUUUACCUGAAAAGCUGAAAGACUACCUGCGGGAAUAUCCGUUUGUACUCUAGACCGUCUGCAGUAUUCAGUUUUAUUUGUUAUUUCAAUAUUUCCUGAUAUAAUCCGGCAAAAUUUUGGGCUCCUCCCCCAAAGUCCUCAGAAUAUUUCAUACCAGAUCAAUCAUCACAAGCUGAUCUCACACAUAAUCCAUUAUAUCACAUCGGAUUUGGUAUAAUUCUAGUUUAUUUAUCUACUAGCACUAACCCCGCCCCCUCACCCAUACCUCAACCAAUCAGAGCUUUAUAUAUGAUCUGGAUCAUGAGUUCUUGCAAAUCAAACUCACACACAGACACACAGACACACAGACACACACACACACAGACACACACACACACACACACACACACACACAAGCCAUAGUUUUUAAAUCAUUAUAAAAUAUGAAUUUAUGCUAUUAAAUUAUUCUUGAUAUUAUCAUAUUGGAUUUUUGUAAAAAA